ACCGUAUCCGUUAACAAGCAACCCACGUCCACGUGGCUUUUUUACUGAGCUUCUUAGCUUUAUCUGUAUACUAUCUCUACUCUCAAGAAAGAAAACAAAGCAAAAGCUUGCAGGUUAUUGACUCCAUUAUGGGCAAGAAAAGACUCAAGCCAGAGGAUCUCACAAAGAUACACAGGUUUCAAUCGUUCAGUGAGAGAAUCGCCAACAUCAGAAUAAACGUAGCUCAUAGAGUAACGCAGGCUACUGACUCGACAGAGGAGACUGAUACUUUCUUUGGUGAAGGUCUGGCGAAAUGGAGAGAGCUCAACUGUACUACAGAUUUUGUCACUUUCUCUAGGGAAACCCACAAACUGAUGGGCACUCUGCCUCAGCUCAUUCAUCACAAGGAUGAGAUUGCUGCCAAGCUCAAGCACUCUCUUCAACUGAAGCACACACUAGCAUAUGAGCCAUUGUUGGACUUGCUCGUACAGUUUGCCCGAGACCUGCAGGCGGAGUUCUACCCAUACUUCAAAGAGUUCUUCCCUAUCCUAGUAGCCAUGACUGACACACAGGACACAGAUGUCAUUCAAUGUGUUUUCACGAGCUUGGCAUAUCUGUUCAAGUUCCUAUGGCGACACAUGAUCAAGGACAUAGAGGCAGUGUUUACUAUGCACUCCAAAUUGCUGCUACUGAUCUCUGUAAAAGCUCACAUUCGACAGUUUGCAGUCGAAAGUUUCGGCUUCCUGUUGAGAAAAGUUCGUGAUCACAAUGCUCUCUUUGAUGUGAUAUUCAGACAAUUACUAGACAAUCCAGAGAUGACUGAGGGGGUGGGACAGUUGUUGUUUGAGAUGUGUCGCGGUGUCUCCAACCAGUUCCACUCAUGCACACACUCCGUGCUUCCCCUACUGCUCUCUAAGCUGGGCUCAGAAGAGACUGUCUUCCAGGCACUGUCCAAGAUGAUGCAACUCAUGGCUGAACACACAAGGAAAGAGUUUGCAAGUCCACUGUGGAAACCAUUGUUGAGUCAUCUGGGCAGUGUGUGUGGCGGUGGUGGCAGUGAGGAGCUGUCCUACAGCCUCCAUCUUAUUGGCAUCCUAGUCUCUUGGAGGAAGGGGAGUCGGAUUACUGACCUGGGACAACUAGUCGAGGCAAUUGUUGGGAUUUUAUCGAAUGCGUCACUUGAUCAGCCGACCCUGUCCGUAGCCGUACACCUGGCAGCAUCGCUAAUACUCGUUAUGCCUCACAUCUCCCACACCCCCACACUCCUCACAUCGCUUGUGAGGAGUGUGACUAGUGUGGGGGUGGCGGAGACCUGGCAAGUGGAGACAGUGAUACAAUUCUUCCAAGAACUAGCCGAGAAAUACCAAGAAUUCAAUAACGAUAUCCUGAGCGAAUGUGUGACUUUCUGCAACUCUGUGAUUCAACAUGGUGUGCAUAAUGACCUCAUUCUCAAGUUUUUAGCCGAGCUUUGCCUGCACUUUGACCCUCCAAGAUACACGCUCAAUAGUGGGGCCAAGCAACCAGCAUCGCCAUUCCUUCUUGACUUUGAGCAGCCACCACUGUGGAGUGUUGGUAAGAGAGGCAGUGACCAGGGAGGGACGGUGGUGUCUCUCCUGGUGGAGGCUCUGAGCUCCUGGGCUGAUUGUUUGGAGGGAGUGGAUAAUGGUGGAGAGUGUGAGGCACUCUGGGCAGUGCUCCUAGUGCUCAAACAUGUCAGACCUUGUCCUGACAAAGUUCUUGGUAAUCUUCUCGACCUUUACUGCCACCUGAGCGAACAGAGUGGGUGUGGCCAGCUCCUCCUCUCUCAGUGUGUGUCUGCAGUGGUAGCUCUCUGUCAUAGUGAUGCUCUGAAGGAGAAGCUCCCACUGGGUGGACUACUGGCGCUGAUUAAGAGGAGUCCUGGUUCCCUGCCCCUCCUUGCAUCAGUGGAGGAGUACCUCAGGGCACUGUUGGAUGGGGAUGCCCCUGAAGCUCUCUCUUCCGAUUGGCUAAUGGAGUUCCUAGCAACACUGCAAAACAACCUCUCCUCUCCCCACUCACUGGUUCGGCUGGUGACUCUAAGAAUUCUGUGUUGUUUCGAGCAACCUCCUCUCGUUAUUGUCGACCACCCCCUCACUAACAUGCUGGAGCUGUGCCUGAGGGCAGAGGAGACAUCCACACACCUGAACAUUUAUCGGAAGAAGAUCCUCUGGUUCCAGAAGCUCCAGUAUAGUCCAAUCAUGUCGCCAUUGCUGCCUGAUGCCUACAAAGAGGUUUCUCUGAAGUAUCUGAUUGGUUCGUUGUACAUCAACUUCAGUCUGAUAUGGGAUCCACUCGUAGAAAUUAUCGGUUCGCAUGCUUUCGGGGAGAACAUGAAGCUCUUCUGGAGUGUGUUUGGGAGCUUCCUCGAGAAAUCAUCAGAUAUUGCAGAGGGGGUUGGGGGUGUGGUUCAAUCCGGCUCUGAUGGCGCUAUGAAGUGGCACUCUUCAGUCGAGGAUCUGUUCCGAUAUUGGAACUUGAAGUUGGAUGGAAUGGAGUGUGGACGUGUAGACCAUGCCAACUUCAGACUGCUGCUCUGGAAGUGUGUCACUGGUUUGAAACCAAGUAUUGCCGAACCUCGUUCCAGAAUUCUCGUACCACUGGUUCUGAGAUUUGUCAAAAAUGAGUAUUCCCUACAAGAAGACAACUUGAUGGAAAUGCAGGACUUGAGGAAAGAGAGUCGGCAGCUGACACUGUGUGAAGCUGGUGUCACUAACGACGACUCUAAAGCAUCACCUGAGCAGAACAUAGACAGUAGUAGUCACCGGAAAAGUUUGUACAAGACACUGGUGAUUAUGUUGACUGCUUUCUCUAAGUUCAAGAACGCCAAGACUUUCUAUAGACAAGAGGAGCUGAAGGAACUGUGUAUGAAGCUGCUCACACACAAACUGCCUGAGGUGCAGAAGCUGGCCCUGGCCUGUCUCAUGACCUACAAGCCGCUCUACCUCCUUCCUUAUAGAGAAAAUUUCGAGCGAAUUUUGGAAGACGACAGUUUUCGUGAGGAACUGAGUAGUUUCAGCUCUGACAGCAGCUGCUCUGUGGUGAGCUCUGAACAUCGGGAACAGCUGCUACCCGUCCUGGUUAGAUUGCUGCAUGGGCGGAUGCAGAGGCUGGGGAGUCACGAGUCAUCACGAACAGGGGGUAGCUCCAGGCAGGGGACAGUGCUGCGGUUUCUGGGGGGCUGUGAGGAGGGGGAAAUGUCAGAGUUCAUCAAGCUACUGACCCUCCCUUUUCAAGAACUAAAGAAUCUGCCUGAGUCCAGUACUGAGCGUGCAGUGAAUCCAGGUCAUGUGAUCCCAUUGAAGAAGCAGCAGGGCUUUCUCAACCUGCUAGGCCAGAUGUUCUCAACCGUUGGACAGAAGAUGAAGCCCUACCUAAACGUCAUCUUCCCCAUUCUCCUCAACUUAGGAGUCAGUUGUACAACUCUCCUCAGCCAGAGAAACGAGAUUCAGCCUCACUUAGUGAGUGCUCUAAAGGCCCUCAGGCAACUCAUACUUGGAAGGGUGUCAGAGUGUUUCGAUAUUUUCUUGGACUACGACUUUGGAGACUACACAGAGAGUGUGCUGGGUAGCCUAGUGUGGCCACAGUUGCCACGGCUACCUCAAGAGUGUGUGCAGAGUCCCACUGCUCUCUUGAAGCUACUGUACACCUGGACCCUACACAACCAGUACUUCUAUCUCCUAAAGACACCACUCCCACCCUCUGUUCUCCGUGAUGCACCCUCCACUUGUGUGCAGUCCUCUAUCCUGGGCUUUGUGUACAGCUGCCUCUGUACUAAUGGCGUCUCUCCCACUGUCUGUGACUACAUCCUCCAGAUGACACUCAACCUGCUCUCUGAUGAUAUUGACUCUCCUGGAGAAGGCCCUGGGGCAGAGAUGGUUGUACCACAAAUUCCUGUAAGAGAGAGCCCUGGAGCAGAGAUGGUUGCACCACACACCACCGGAAUCUUGGAGUAUCUUCAACGAUCAAUCCAGGAGAAUUUGAAGCCAGACAAGCAAGGAGCUAAGCAAGGAGCUAGUCUGCAGCUGGCAUUCUCUCUGUUGUCCAAGAUCAGUGCAUUCGUAAACAACCCAGCUCAAUCAAGGCUUCUAGUUCAAUUGUUGCUGCCUUUCUUGACAAAGGCAUCGUACAAGUAUAAAAAGUUCGAGGAGCAAAUCCUACUUGCAUUGAACAAACUGAUUGCAUUCUGUGGAGAUGUGCCAUACAGGCCUUUCUCAGAAUUGUUUGGGACUCUUAAGAACAGAAAGAGCAGAGCUCUUCUUUGUGAUAUUUUUAAGGAGAUUGCAAAGAAGGAUAGCAUCUGGUGCAGCACAGCUGGGAUUGUCUACAAGCUGAAUGCGUGGGACACCAAGCGUAUCGAUGAGCCAGAUUACGAUCUGAGGCUAGAGGGGUUUAAGGAAGCCACAGAACGCAUAUCUGUGCUCGGUACUGGGGGAUUAUCCUGGUCAUGUGAUCUCCUGGAAACGACCCUGCCUAUAGUGGAUAAUGUACUCUUCUUUCUAAUGGAAACUGAGGACAUGUCUAUAAGAGACGGAGCUGCCAGCUGCACAUCGAGUCUUAUCAAUCACAUCACUCUACACGAUAGCGAGGCUUUCAAGACCAUAAUUCUUGGAACCACACUCAACGCCAUCAAGCAAGGAUUACGCUCAAAAACUGAAUUUGCCCGCAUCGAGUCAAUAUCAGUUCUCUCCCAGUUGGUGAAGGCUUAUCCUACCCACCCUCGGUUCUCUGAUCUGGUUGCCCUGGGUCACCACGAGGCAGAGGCGGACUUUUUUGAGAAUAUCAAGCACAUACAAUUGCACAGGCGGACUAGGGCAUUCAGGAAGCUGGCUAGUGUGUGCUCUGAAGGUGAUGGUGUCAGUCAGGCGGCCUACAUGUGGUUCCUGCUGCCUCUGGCUAACCAGGUUGUGUUCAAGCCUACAUCCAAUACUGAGCAGAACCUUCUGGCCGAGGCUGUGAACGUGAUAGCCGCCAUUUCCAUGCAUCUCAACUGGACCAACUACUGCUUCAUACUCUCUCACUACCUCCGCCAACUCACCAAACAAAUCGAUAUACAAAGAUCGCUCGUCAAGGCUGUGGUAGCUGUUUUGGACAACUUUCAUUUUGACCUGUCUUCUGUCACCCACGAGGACACCCAAGCCAUCAAACCACACCUCAUUACUACCACACCCACUGAUGGCAAACACCCACCCCCUGUUGAGAAUGGGGAGGAGAUUGGUCAGGAAACUAGAAAGUCUGAAGUCAAGGAGGACGAAGCAAUGGAGGUGGAGGAGAGCUUACCAACACCAGCUGUCGACAAAGAUGAGACCGACAAAGAUGCUCUGAGCAAGAACACUGUCAGGAAGAUUCUCAAGGCUAUCGUCCACACCAUCAUCCCCAAUCUGCAGAAAGUGCUAACCAAGAGAAUUGAUGUGGCGGGACAUAAGUUGAGCUCCCUUGCGCAAAAUGAGGACUCUGAGAUACUGAGAGUUCCUAUUGCCAUGGCAAUGACGAAACUGUUGUUGGCCCUCCCCGAAGAGUCGCUGCAUACCCACUUACCCAGCCUCUUGCUCAAGGUGUGUCAGACUCUCAAGAAUCGUUCGCGUGAGGUACGUGACGUGGGGAGAGGGACACUGGUCAAGAUGGCAGCUGCUCUCGGCCCACGCUACCUACAGUAUAUCGUCAAGGAGAUGAGAGAUGCUCUAGACAGGGGCUACAUGCUGCAUGUACUCGGCUACAGCCUCCACUCUGUCCUGCGUGGGCUGAGCCCCCACCUGAUGUCAGGUGACCUGGACCCCUGUCUGGAGUUGGUCAGCUGUAUCCUAACAGAGGACCUGUUUGGGGCGCCGGCCGAGGAGAGAGAAGUGGGAGCCAAGAUACCCGAGGCCAAGACCCCUCAGAGCUAUAACUCUUACGAGAUCAUGGGGGCCUACCUCUCUCCCACACGCUUACCCGACUUGCUGCUGCCAGUGAAGCAGAAGCUGGAGGGUGGUGUGAGUGCCCACACAGUGCAUGCUGUGGAGGAGGUCUUCAGGAGGGUGGGCCUAGGGAUCCAUAGCAACCAGGCACUCUCCCCUCAGGCACUGCUAGUCCUUGUACACGGACUCCUCUCUAACUCCGUACCUCAGCUCUCCAGCAAGCCCACCAGACCUGUGAAAGCUACUAAAGCUCCUAGUCUAAGACCUCCUGACUCGAGACUCCUCCCACCAACACCACAACGAACUGGUGCCAAGACUGUUGCCGUUAGUAACACGGCAGCUAAUGUCGUCUCAGAGUUUGGAUUGCAGUUGUUCCACACGGCCCUAAAGAGAGGAAAAUUCGACACAUCUUCUGAGCCUCAGCUGGCAAUGCUGGACCCGUUUGUGCCUCUCAUAGUAGCCGCCCUCUCAUCUCGCCAUAUCAUGGUCAUCUCCCGAGGGUUACAAUGCAUGGUGUGGUUGCUACGACUACCAUUGCCCAGUCUUCCCUCCGCUGUGGACGAACUCUCCACCAAGCUGUUUGAGUUGCUACGGCAAUACGCCCGGGCAGGUGCUGCCAUGGGGGCCAACAGAGAGCUGGUCCUAUCAGCCUUCAAGGCAAUGACAGUGAUUGUUAGGGACUGCAAGAAGCACACGGUGUCAGAGGAUGAACUGAAGCUACUGCUCAGCUUUGUAGAGGAGGACAUUCAUGACUACCAGAGGCAGAGCACAGCCUUCCCACUACUCAAGGCCAUACUGGGUAGGAAGCUAGUGGUGACAGAGGUGUAUGAUGUCAUGAUGAAGGUGUGUCAGCUGUCAGUGACUAGCGACUCGGAGCACGUCAGACAGCAAUGUAGACAGUCUGUGCUGAUGUUUCUGAUGGAUUAUCCACUGGGAAAGAAGUUGAACAGAUACCUUGACUUCUAUGUCUCUAACCUAAGUUAUGAAUGCCAGAGUGGCCGGGAAUCUGUUCUGGAGAUGUUCUCUUCCAUGUUCACCAAGUUCCCUGAGAAAAUGGUCCAACGUCACUCGAGUUACUUCUUUGUUCCGCUAGCGUCCCAGCUGAUCAACGAUGAGACCCCUACCUGCAGACAGAUGGUCGCCCAGACUAUCACACUGCUCUUUGGAAGGCUGGACUCGUCACGGAUCAAUGAUGUCAUCUCCAUUCUGAAUGUGUGGAUUGAGAGUGACAAUCUGCUACACAAGAGACUUGGUAUACAGACGUUGGGUAUACUGAUAGAGGUCGAAGGUCAACACUUUGAGAAACGUGUCUCAACCUACCUACCUCAACUAAUAGACAGUUUAACUCUUUAUGAUCCGAAUCAUAACGAAGGCAACAAAACAACCGUCAUUAAGCAAAGUUCUGAACGUAUUAUAGAAAGCAGUACUACUGAAGAAAAUUGUUCCUCUACCGUUGAUGAUUUUCUUGAUAAUCUCCUUGGCGAUGAAGAAAUGGAUGCAAUAGAAGACACGCCAAUUGAAGAGGGAGUGACUCUUGAAGACAAUAGCGGGUUGGAUAGAGUGGAGGAGCCGGGAGCAGAGUUGUUGGGGGGGGCCUCUCUAGACCACCUCCUGUUCACCGCCCUCACCACUAUACGCAAGCUGUGUGCUGAGUGCUCCCUGUGGAGGGGACCCAAGGACGCUCAUCACAUGACACGAAUGUGGGGAGUAGUGGUCCCCCUUGUGCUCCACCCUCAUGCGUGGGUGCGUCUAGCAGCCUCUCAGUUGUUUGGUCUCCUCUUCUCUGCCUACACACCUGACGAGUUGGUCUCCAUGGCAAUAUCUGGGUCCGAUGCUAAGAGAAAGAAGAGCCGGAGAAGCAAGAGUGGAGAGACACCAUUGGAAUACAUAGUGGACGAUACAUUGAUAAAGAUUCAAGAAUUAUCGCAUUCUUUCUGCACUCAACUGUGGUCUCCCAUUCUGAAGCCCGACCUAGCAAACCAGGCUGUCAAGAAUCUGGUAUUCUGUGCCAAGGUGUUACAUCGAUUCAGUACCCAUACAGACCACACCCCCUCAGUACGAGAAGAGGGAACACCUGCCAAAGAUCUCUCGUGGCUCAUUGGACAGCUGUCUAAACUAGCCAGGUUUGAAGCUGGUCAUCAUCCAAAGCAAUCUCGAAAGCGAACGUGUGUGCUCCAGUGGACUGCAGCUGUGUGUGUGUACCUGGGGGUGGAGCAACUCCCUGACUACCUCCCCUCUUUGCUGGCUCCUAUCUACAGGGAGCUGUCAGACUCUAGUAAGAGAGCAGGGGAGGAGCUGUACAGUCUGGCACAGGAGGUGGUGGACCUAAUAAAGGGUGUGUGUGGGCGAGAGGCUUUCUCUACUGCCUACGCUCGAGUCCACCAGAGCGUGAGUGGAGUGAGAGACAAGAGAAGGAUGCAAGCUGCCCUCGAGGCUGUUGCUAAUCCAGAGAAGACUAUUCGAAGAAAACGGAAGAAGAACGAGUUAAAGAAAGCUGCCAAGAAAAUGAAGAUUCUUCGCAUUAGACCUGACUCAACUGCAGCUGCUCUCUUUGAGAGGAAAGGCAAACACAAACAUGAUCAGUGUUAGGAAUGAGUUGUGUCAUUUGUGUCUACUCUGUGUACAUUUGCCUUCCCCGUGUAUAAUAUAUAUGACACCCUUUGCACAUUUUCAGAUGUUUGCGUUCAAUGGUAAA
This is a messenger RNA of Halichondria panicea, 8589 nucleotides long. Its product is annotated as small subunit processome component 20 homolog. NCBI's taxonomy places the organism in Eukaryota, Metazoa, Porifera, Demospongiae, Suberitida, Halichondriidae. Gene Ontology annotation, cellular component: 90S preribosome; nucleolus; small-subunit processome. The transcript has 55 exons. The record is from RefSeq and is a predicted model, not a curated record. Bases 129 to 8483 code for a protein of 2784 amino acids.